This is a messenger RNA of Trichechus manatus latirostris (Florida manatee), 282 nucleotides long. It is a transcript of the gene FXYD1, whose product is annotated as FXYD domain containing ion transport regulator 1. Gene Ontology annotation, cellular component: membrane. The coding region runs from base 1 to 282 and encodes 93 amino acids. NCBI's taxonomy places the organism in Eukaryota, Metazoa, Chordata, Mammalia, Sirenia, Trichechidae. The record is from RefSeq and is a predicted model, not a curated record. The transcript has 6 exons. Gene Ontology annotation, molecular function: sodium channel regulator activity. Gene Ontology annotation, biological process: regulation of sodium ion transmembrane transporter activity; monoatomic ion transport.
AUGACAUCUCUCAGCCACAUCAUCUUUGUUCUCUGUGUGGGUCUCCUUACCAUGGCCAAUGCAGAAGCUCCGCAGGAACAUGAUCCAUUCACCUACGACUACCAAUCCCUGCGGAUCGGAGGCCUCAUCAUCGCGGGCAUCCUCUUCAUCCUGGGCAUCCUCAUCAUCCUCAGCAGAAGAUGCAGGUGCAAAUUCAACCAGCAGCAGAGGACCGGGGAACCGGAUGAAGAGGAGGGAACUUUCCGCAGCUCAAUCCGCCGUCUGUCCAGCCGCAGGCGGUAG